Molecule: messenger RNA, 1858 nt
Organism: Vidua chalybeata
Lineage: Eukaryota; Metazoa; Chordata; Aves; Passeriformes; Viduidae
Gene: PDPN
Product: podoplanin
Exons: 6
Coding region: 256-663 (135 amino acids)
Biological process (GO): positive regulation of extracellular matrix disassembly; lung development; regulation of lamellipodium morphogenesis
Cellular component (GO): basolateral plasma membrane; lamellipodium; filopodium
Molecular function (GO): chemokine binding; signaling receptor binding; protein-folding chaperone binding
Source: RefSeq, a predicted model, not a curated record
ACCUUAGGCUGCUCCCAUCCCUUGGCUAAAGAAAAUAAUUCUGACUCCACUCAGUUUUCUUUAACUGCUCAGUUAUCAUCUGAGAAAACCUCCCCUCUUUACAUUACAGUAGCUUAAGGAAUAUUUGGAAUACCAAAGUAUUUUUUUGCAGUGAUUUCUUUUUAUCAUCGCAAUUCUCCACUACCUCUACAAAAAAUAAUCCAAAUUUGGAUCCAUCUGGUUUCAGGAUUGGAAAGCAUAUUUUUUAGAUCAAAUAUGUUUAUAAAAGUUCCAUUCUUCAUCUUCGUCCUCGGGAGCCUGCCUUUUGUAGCACUUGCUCAAGAAGCAAGCUCAGUUCUAGAAGGAGAAGAAAGUGCAACAAUUGAUUUCAGAGACAGAAAUGACACAGAAUUUGAAGAAUUACCAACAAUUUUUGGAGACCUGAAGACCACAGAAAGUACCUUUGUCCUGGAUGGAGAAAGUGAAAAUGCUACUGCCUAUGAAGUUAACACAGAAAGGAUUGAUGGUGGGGAGCGGAGUGGGGAACCAGAGACAACUGAUGAAGGUGGUCUGGGAACAAUUGCACUGCUUGGAAUAAUUAUUGGAAUCAUUGUUGCAGUUGGAAUCCUCGCAGGAAUAAUAAUUGCAGUUGUAAGGAAGAUGUCAGGCAGGUACUCGCCCUAAACACAGUUGAAACAAGUAACCAUGCCAUUCCAUGCUGGAAAACACAAGUGCUUCUUAUUUCAUACAAACUAAAGACUAUUCCUGUAUUUGUGUGAGAAGAUGAUCCAUGGAAAAUAUAGUCAAACAAUUUCAGAUCUAUGGGGAUACCACACAACUCUAAGGACCACCCUCACACCCCUCCUUGCACAGAACAUGGAACAUUUCAUAGGAUUUUUUACUAACCAGAAUUUUACUAGAAGAAAAAGAUUUUGCAGUUAAAAAACAAAAAACAAAAAAAAACCCUAAAAAACCCCAAAAAACCUGGAGCAAAGAGAUGUACAUCUGAAAUGUGAUUUGCAGGUAUUAUAUGCUUGGGUUUUAAAUGCUACCAAAGAUUAUUUCACAUUACAUUAUAUGUAUUCUUUUAAAACAGCAACAAAAAAAAAGUGGUUUUAGCUGGUUAAGUGCUCCUGGCAUGUUUAUCUACCACAUGAUGUAUCAAAAAGGAGAAAUUAGCUUCAGUGAGAACCAGUUAUUUACAAAUUAGGAAAAUACUGGAUAUUGGAAGCUAAAAUCUUUCCACUGCUGAUACAAAUUUUCUGCUCUUGAUAUUUAUGUUAUUUUGUGGCAAAAUAUGGUAGGUCUGGCUGGAACUGAUCUGCCAACUGAAAGCUUGCUCGUCUGACUACGGCAUCAGGAAUUUCCUGCCUUCUCUUGCUGCAGAGACAUGCAGGAAUUGAAAUACACAUCCUGAAUUAAGGGGUGCUUGGAAAAUACCCAGUUUUGAUGGGUCACUUUAGAGCUGACGUGUAGAAGCUUUUGAAUUAGUGUACACCGUGUUUCUUCUUUGUGCCUGUCCCAUUUUCUAACAGUACACUUGAUUUGUUUGCCAACAUGUGCAACACCAGGUCAGAAUGUGUCACUGAGGUGUGAUGCAGCUUUGGAGUCUGCAGCUUUUCUGGGGCAUUUUUAGGGCAGCACAACCUGAAUGUACAGAGCUCAGAGCAAAGGCUUUGCAUGUCAAGUGACUGCAGUUUGCAUCAGGUUUCCUAAAUGCUAUGACACUUCCGUGUUUGAUGUAAAAAUCAUGUUAAUCAAUAUCAUCAUCCAUUGCUCAAUUUGUCAGCUUAUCUGCAUUUGCUUUUCUGUUUCUUUCAUGUGCCUUGAACUAUCAUAUUGAUAUAAGCUUUGGAAAUAAAAAUCAUAAUAUAAACUG